This is a messenger RNA of Clavispora lusitaniae ATCC 42720, 669 nucleotides long. RefSeq names its product nucleoside-triphosphatase (gene HBR1). The record is from RefSeq and is a predicted model, not a curated record. Gene Ontology annotation, molecular function: ATP hydrolysis activity; AMP kinase activity; ATP binding. NCBI's taxonomy places the organism in Eukaryota, Fungi, Ascomycota, Pichiomycetes, Serinales, Metschnikowiaceae. Gene Ontology annotation, cellular component: nucleus; cytoplasm.
AUGGUGAUUAUCUGUAGGACGACUCAUCUCAUUCUGCUCAUCACCACAUCAAUCAUGAAAUCCACCAGAAACCACCCCAAUAUCAUCAUUACAGGAACGCCUGGAUGUGGCAAAACAUCGCACGCUGAAAGUUUGGUUUCACAACUCAAGGGCCCAUACACCCAUCUCAACGUGAGCGACUUGGCCAAAGAGAGAAAAUGCUUGGAAAGUUACGACGAUGAGUUGGACACACACGUGGUGGACGAAGACAAGCUUUUGGACUCUCUUGAGAUCGACUUGAGAGAAGGCGGUGCUGUUGUUGACUGGCACUGCUGCGACAUUUUCCCGGAAAGAUUGAUUGACUUGGUUGUGGUGCUCAAGACAGACACAGACAAGUUAUUUGAUAGAUUGAGCAAGAGGGGCUACAAGGACAACAAGAUCCAGGAAAACUUGGACUGUGAAAUCAUGGAAGUCAUUUGGCAAGACGCUGCCGGUGCAUACAUUCCAGAAAUUGUCAUUCCGUUGGCCUCUAACAGCGUAGAGGAUAUGGAGGAAAAUGUCGAUAGAAUAGCGGCAUGGAUCGAGAACUGGGUCAACGACCACCCAGAUGGUGUGACAAACGAAAUAGAUCCAGAGGUAUUGGCUGCGCACCAGGCACAGCAAGAAGACGAUGACGAAACGGACGAGUGA